UGGAUUUCGCGUCUCCUGAACGGCAGCGUAGACUAGACUGGAAGAAAAACAAUGCGCAACCGUGUUGGUGUAGGUGGGAAAUCAUCUGGUGUAUUUCUUUUACCCGGUUAGUCCCUGUUGGAAUCUGACGACAGAAAAUACCUGUCGUUAUGAUAGUCUUCUGGGCGCUCUUUGCUCUACACUGUCGGCCGAGCCAUAGCGCCUAUGUCCAGGUGAAGCAAUGCGACCACUUUUCAGGUCCGUCAACAUGGCACUCCGGGAGCCUGAGAGCCUCGCUUCACCCGGGCAAGUCGCACACGGAUAUAUCCCUUGAGGUAUUUGAUCCCACGAAUUUCGAGGACUGCGAGACAAACAGCACGACAGCCGACAUUACGCUCCUUGGCCAUUCGACACGUGCCUAUUCGCCUACCGUCGACGGACCUUGCGCCACGAGCCAGUAUAUCGAAGGAAACCACAGUUUCAAUACUUUCAAACCAGCGCUUUAUCUGUCGCAAAGAGUCGACAACUUUUACCCCUUGUCGACAUUUGAAAUCGAAAUCACCCUGCGUGCCGCCAACCAGACUGAUGCCGGGUGUCUUUCUGCAUAUAUUACACCGGAAAUUCCCAUUAGACUGCGCGAUGCGCUGUUCUAUGGCCCGCUUGUUAUCUUGAUCGUUGUGCUGGGCAUGAAUUAUUGCCAAGUGCUACUGAAAGAACGAGAUGAGCUGGGCGCGAAUAGUCAAUUGCGGCAAACUGACCAUAAGCCGCUGGCGGUUAAUGGGAUCGGUUUUUGCCUCCAGCACCUACAAUUUGUCUUUCUCUCAGCUUGCCUAAGCCUAAGCUAUCCCGGAUUUUUCCAGCCCGCUGUGAGGUCCCUCAACUGGUUCAGUCUGUUCAGCAGCUCCAACGCAUUCUUGGGAGGAUACACGUACGCCGGCAUUGCGGAUGGCCUUUAUGAGACCAAUGGCACAUAUGGCGGGACCUAUGGCAUGGAACACAUGAUUCAAAUCCUCGGCGCGCCAAUGACGAUAGAGAUAUGGAUCAAUAUGACAAUCCUCGUACUUCUCGUGCUAGCCGUUGCCGCCAUUUUCGUCUGGCUUCACCGGCUCCUAUAUUGCUGGCUGCACCCUCCGAGCGAGAUCCAACCAUCCACCACUCUGCAGCAGUUGAUCGUGGACACCUUGCGAAUAGUCUUGACGUACUUCAUGCAACCGAUCAUUGCUAUCUCGGCAUAUCAGCUCGAUAAUAUUAACCUGUUACCUGAAUAUCUUGUAUCCUUGGCGGUCCUGCUCAUUCUCGUCGUUCUUGCUGCUUAUGUCUGGCUUUUUAAGCAAACAUCAGUCGAACGCAUCGCAGCUUUAUAUGUCGCCAUACCAGAAGCUGCCCGAGGUACACAUAUUCAAAAACGGAAUCUACAAAUCUAUCUGAUAGUCCAGUUCAGUGUGUCCGCGUCGCGUGGCAUCGUGAUUGGUGCAGUACAGGUCUCAGGAAGUGCUCAGAUCGCACUCCUGAUGCUCUGCGAGGUUGUCUCCAUCAUCUCAGUUCUGAGGUGGGUUCCUAGACUCUCAUUAUCAAUGGUGACUGUCUGCGGUGCCGGCAGGUUCGUCAUUCUGGCACUUAUGAUCCCGUUUGCUGUACCUUCCGCAUCGAUAUCAUCCAGGUGCCUUAGUGCUUAUGUCAUACUUGUGCUGGAGCUCGUCAUCUUGGUCCUGGCUAUCCUGGUUCCUCAAAUCUGUUCGUUUGUGAACCUAUGGCGGCUUCGAGCCGUUUCAGAGAAAGCACCAGUCUUUGGGCUUCGUCAACUUCAGCGCCGCUCUUACCAUCUACGGCAGCUGCCGCAACGACCUAGUGGCGGUUACGAAGAUCUGGCCUGUGUAAACUGUGGUUUGAAUCCGACUGUGCGAUCUGAUAACACCAGCACGUUAGGCCUUGAUGUCGGUAGCAUUCACACGCGGCCGCCGCGUAAUGCAAGACCGAGCACGCGCACAGCACCGAGCACCGCACGGCCCUCCACCGUCACCUCUCGCGACGAGACGCAUCUUGCUUGUGACAGUUCCUUACGCACACCUUCAGGAACCCAUCUGGCUGAACCAGAACAUAAAGGAUAUCUCGCAGACCUGCAGAGCCAUAGAUCGGCCUCCGGAGGUUCAUACGUAUCGCUUCCCUCAAGUGAAUCGUUCGUUCUGCCUAACGCGGAUUACGAGGUUCGUGAGAUGGACUUAUAUUAUCGGCAGCCCAGGCGCCCCAGUUUUCGCCAGGCUGCCAACUCUGCAGGAAACCGUCUAGGCGCGAAUCUUGAGUCGAUUUCCAACUGGUUGAAGUCAAAGUGGUAGCUAAGAAGCCACAGAUCUAAAUGAACACGAAAGGUCUGUAUAAUAAAUUUGAUUGAUUCGAAAAACAACAGAAGUAUACGUCGGCAACCCUAGUGUGAUAAGACUCUGCACCUAAUCUCAACUCAUGGCUGCCAGCGAAUGUAUUUCCGGAGGUCAGGCUGGACUACAGAGAGGGCCUAGCUCUAAGCAUAGACAGCCCUUUCUACAUACUUCAUCCUUGUCGAUGAACAAAGGGAGUGCGGCUCUGUUGGCAACCGGCUCUUUCAUCGCAUCUGC
Truncatella angustata is the source of this 2588-nucleotide messenger RNA. RefSeq lists its product as uncharacterized. The coding region runs from base 150 to 2312 and encodes 720 amino acids. NCBI's taxonomy places the organism in Eukaryota, Fungi, Ascomycota, Sordariomycetes, Amphisphaeriales, Sporocadaceae. The transcript has 2 exons. Gene Ontology annotation, biological process: transmembrane transport. The record is from RefSeq and is a predicted model, not a curated record.